Vicia villosa (hairy vetch) is the source of this 399-nucleotide messenger RNA. RefSeq lists its product as uncharacterized. The transcript is spliced from 2 exons. Lineage: Eukaryota; Viridiplantae; Streptophyta; Magnoliopsida; Fabales; Fabaceae. The record is from RefSeq and is a predicted model, not a curated record. The coding region runs from base 1 to 399 and encodes 132 amino acids.
AUGGUGUGUUUUAUCCUUGUAUAUCAAAAACGAUUGAAAUCGUUCAUAAGUGAUACAGAGUGUUAUACAAAUAGUUGUCUGGUUGAAUCUGACGUGAAAGAUAGAGAGAGAAAGAGAGAACAAAGAGAAGAAUUGUUCAUGGAGAAAAGCAAGUCAUUUCCUGAAUACUCUUGUUCUUAUACUGAAUUUGGAUUCAGAGAAAGGUCCAGCUCGUAUAACUUCAAUGGACCAAGUGAUAAAGGAAGUAGUUUUUCUGCAUCAAAUGAUUCAGAGAUUAAGAGAAAGAAGAGGAUCAAGUCCUAUAAUGUAUUGGCAGUGGAGGGAAAGCUUAAGAGUAGUGUAAGAAACAGUUUCAAGUGGAUCAAGAACAAGCUCAGCGAUGUUCGCUACGGUGUGUGA